This is a messenger RNA of Astrephomene gubernaculifera, 1044 nucleotides long. The record is from the annotation of a GenBank genome assembly. Lineage: Eukaryota; Viridiplantae; Chlorophyta; Chlorophyceae; Chlamydomonadales; Astrephomenaceae.
AUUUCCUGAUCACAAAGGGGCGAAUACGGCGUUUACCUCGCACAAUUACUAGUCGCUGUGCUCCCUUGUCCUACAAACUGAUACCCCAGUAAUCGAAACGCAAACCGUCGUCCGUGCCUUUGACGCUUGGGCUGUUAUCCUAGCCCAUAAGACAUACGUAGCGCUCAUUGACCUUAUCCUCGCAACUGCUUAUCGGGUCUCGGCCUCGCCUUAUCUUAUCCGGGGCCCGGAGCAGGGGCGACACGACAAAUGCUCAACUCUAUCUCAAUUCACGUGAAACCUACCUCGGGUGGUGACAGGAUCACACUGGAUGUAUCGCCAACGGCGAGCGUGGGUGAAGUAAAAGAGGGCAUCGCGGCCAUCGUGCCAAUACCUGCAGCCGAACAGCGACUAAUCUUUAGAGGCCAGAUCAUGAAGGACGACGAACGCACUAUUGAUACAUACGGUAUCAUCAACGAAAGUGUCCUGCAUCUAGUCCGCGGCAGGCCAGCAGGCAGCAGCGCUCAAGCGACCCAGGGGGCAGCCGCCGGCUCGAGUUCUCCGGCCGGCGCAGCAGCCGGCAGCGCCACACCCGCUAGCGGCCCCUUUGGCAUGCCCGGCAUGCCAGCCGACAUGCAGCAGGCCAUGUCUGCCGCGCUCAACGACCCGCUCAUGCAGACGCUGCUGAGUGACCCGGAGCUCAUCCGCUCCGUCCUGGGCGCCAACCCAGCCAUGCGGGAGGUCAUGGAGCGCAACCCGGAGGUGGCCCAGAUCCUGAGCAACCCCGCCACCCUGCGGGAGAUGAUGCGCAUCAGCUCCAACCCGUCGCUGCUCCGCGAGCACAUGCGCAACAGCGACCGCGCGCUGUCCAACCUGGAGGCGCUGCCCGAGGGCUUCAACGCGCUGAGGCGCCUGCACGAGCAGAUACAGGAGCCCCUCAUGAACGCCGCCGCGAUGGGCGCCCCGGAGGAGAACCCCGCCCCCGCCUCGGGAGCGGCGGCUGGCGCGGGCCCGGCAGCAGCGGGCAGCAACCCGCUGGCGGCGCUGCUGCAGCAGGCACUGGGG